CUACUGCACAUUCAGGACAACAUUUAAUACACUCUAGCGCAAAACAUACUUCACAUGCAAUUCGUUGUGGUGUGCUUUACUGAUUUCACUGACUGCAGGUGAAAUCUUCGUGAUUGACCGUUGUUUGACGAAAAGCUACGGCGCUUAAAUCACUGUACAAUGUCGCAUCUUUUAAGUAAAGAUUCACCGGAUAUCGAGAGCUUACUAGCCUUAAAUCCCAAAGUCCCUCAGAAAGCCACAUGGAAACCCAGCAUUAUAACAAAGGGCGAGAAGAAACGAUGGAAGCGCAACGAGGACAAGCAAUGUUCUACAUGCAAACCUUUGAACAACAACUUUGACGACAUCAAACAUACAACGCUAAGCGAGCGAGGCGCUCUUAGAGAGGCUUCUCGAUGUCUGAAAUGUGCGGACGCUCCGUGUCAGAAGUCCUGUCCGACGCAGUUGGACGUCAAGGCAUUUAUCAGCAGCAUCGCCACCAAAAAUUACUACGGUGCAGCUAAAGCGAUCUUGUCGGAUAACCCUGUCGGUUUAACUUGUGGAAUGGUGUGUCCUACUAGUGACCUUUGUGUCGGAGGAUGCAAUUUAUUCGCCUCCGAAGAAGGUCCAAUAAACAUUGGAGGUUUACAACAGUUUGCGGUGGAGAUGUUUAAGAAAAUGCAAAUCAAGCAAAUCAAACCACCGAAUUUGGCUCACGAUCUUCCGGCAUCUUACCAAUCGAAAAUAGCACUUCUUGGUUGCGGACCGGCGAGUAUAAGUUGUGCUACCUUUUUAGCCCGACUCGGCUACUCCAACAUCACCAUCUUUGAAAAAGAGAAAUUUCCAGCUGGUCUGAGCGCAUCCGAAAUCCCUCAGUUCCGCCUGCCUUUUGAAGCGGUUUCCUGGGAAGUCAAAUUAAUGCAGGAUUUGGGCGUCAAGAUUAAAUACGGUGCUGGCAUUGGUUUUGACGGUUUAUCCAUUGCGUCACUACGUAAAGACGGAUAUGACUCUAUUUUUGUGGGCAUCGGACUUCCUGAGCCCAAACGCGAUCCCAUGUUUCACGAUCUGGCACCGGAAAAUGGAUUCUACACAUCCAAAGAAUUUUUGCCGGCUGUCAGCGCUUCUAGUAAACCAGGAAUGUGUGCAUGUAAAUCGAAAUUACCGGAAUUAUGGGGCAACGUGAUUGUACUGGGGCUUGGAGAUACGGCACUGGAUUGCGCUUCGUCCGCACUGCGAUGCGGCGCUCGUCGCGUUACUAUUGUCUUCCGGAAAGGUUUUACGACUGUUCGUGCCGUUCCGGAAGAAAUGGAUUUAGCGAAAGACGAAAAAUGCGAGUUUAUUCCCUUCAUGCAACCUCACAAAGUCAUUAUGAAAGAGAACCGUAUUGCUGGAAUGGAAUUUUAUCGCACUGAACAGCUGGAGAAUGGAAACUGGAUUGAGGACGCCGAUCAGAAAGUCCGCCUGAAAGCCGACUUCGUCAUUUCGGCUUUUGGCUCGACGUUGAAGAAUACUGCUGUAAAGGAAGCCUUAGAACCGCUGAAAUUCACUAAACACGGUUAUGCAGUGGUGGAUAAACUGACCAUGACCGCGCAAGAUGUCCCUUGGUUAUUUGUCGGAGGAGACAUUGCCGGUGUGUCGGAAACGACGGUCGAAGCCGUCAACGAUGGAAAAUCAGCUUCGUGGUCCAUGCAUAGAUAUUUGCAGAGCGUACAUAAUCUUGGCGUUCCCGAAAAACCAUUCUUGCCGCUAUUUUACACUCCGGUUGACCUCGUGGACAUUAGCGUCACUGUCUGUGGACUGAAGUUUAAAAAUCCUUUUGGUCUGGCAUCUGCGCCGCCGACCACUUCCAGCGCUAUGAUGCGAAGAGGAUUUGAAGCUGGAUGGGGUUUUGCGCUGACGAAAACGUUCGCUCUUGAUAAGGACAUUGUGACCAACGUCAGUCCACGUAUUGUGCGCGGCACAACUGCCGGUCAUCUCUAUGGGCCAGGCCAAGGAGCAUUCCUGAAUAUUGAAUUGAUCAGCGAAAAAACAGCUGCUUACUGGUGUCAAAGUAUCACAGAGCUGAAACGAGAUUUUCCUGACCAUAUACUCAUUGCCAGCAUUAUGUGCUCGCACGAUGAGGCUGACUGGACAGAAUUGGCCAAAAUGUCGGAAGCGGCCGGAGCCGAUGCACUGGAACUGAAUCUGAGCUGCCCGCACGGUAUGGGUGAACGCGGAAUGGGUUUGGCUUGUGGUCAGAAGCCGGAACUAGUUGAAGAUAUCUGUCGCUGGGUACGCAAAGCGGUGAAAAUUCCCUUCUUUGCCAAACUGACCCCCAACGUUACCGACAUUGUCAGCAUUGCGCGUGCCGCAAAACUAGGUGGUGCCGACGGAGUUACAGCCACGAAUACCGUUUCCGGCUUAAUGGGUCUGCGGGGUGACGGAGCAGCAUGGCCGGCAGUGGGCAAUAAACAGCUGACCACAUACGGGGGUGUUUCCGGUAAUGCCAUUCGACCGAUUGCCCUGCGCGCUGUCAGUGCCAUUCGCACCGUGUUUCCGGAUUUUCCAAUUUUGGCCACGGGUGGCAUCGAUAGUGCCGAAAGCGCUCUGCAGUUCUUACAGGCUGGCGCCAAUGUUGUGCAAAUAUGCAGUGCGGUACAGAAUCAGGAUUUCACCGUUGUGCAGGACUACAUUACCGGCCUGAAGGCACUAUUAUAUUUGGAAAGCAUGGAGGGCUUUGACGGAUGGGAUGGACAAAGUCCACCGACUUUGAAGCAUCAAAAGGGCAAACCCGUCGUACGGCCGAGCAAAAUGGGAGAUAAUACUUUGCCAUUCUUUGGUCACCACAUGGAAACGCGCGAGGAACUACUGGCUGAGGACAAAACGCACGGAAAAGAAGGUACACCGGAAGAGAAAGCGCAUUUGAUGGAUUCAUACAAUCUCGAAAAGAGGCCGGCACUGCGUCUGGAAGACGUCAUGAACCGGGCUGUUGACCGCAUCGGCGCUUAUGGUGACCUGGACAACAGUCAACAAGUGGUUGCCAUCAUUGAUGAGGACAUGUGCAUCAACUGCGGCAAAUGCUACAUGGCCUGUAAUGAUUCCGGUUACCAAGCUAUUACGUUUGAUCCGGAAACACAUUUGCCCCACGUUACGGAAGAAUGCACAGGAUGCACAUUGUGUCUGUCGGUGUGCCCCAUUGUAGAUUGCAUAACAAUGACAAAACGGAAAACACCAUAUAUUCCGUACCGUGGUAUCCCACUUGGACAGACGAAUGAGGCCAGCGGAUACUCCAACGGGGAGAACCAGCGAGUGCGUCGACAAAGUGAGCCGCUGCACUGUCAGUAGCUCUGUUACGCGAAAGUGACCUUUGGUUUCCCAUGCACGGUUUCGAGGGUCAAGAGCUGUUCACAAUAUAUUCCAUUUCUAAUGCGAAACUGCACUCUGUGCUGAAAUUAAAUACUAAUCAGCAUGUACAGUGUAGCUCUGGCACAACCGUACUGUUAACAUUACGUAAAAAUUGCUACAUAUCGUUCUUUAGAUGAUUGUUUGUGUCGUGUGCAAAUGUUCUAAAGAUGUGUUUGUUUUGGAGUUUACUUGUUUUGAAGUUUACUAUUCUUACUCUUAACGCAAAAUAAAAUAUUAUCAAUGUU
Paramacrobiotus metropolitanus is the source of this 3605-nucleotide messenger RNA. RefSeq names its product dihydropyrimidine dehydrogenase [NADP(+)]-like. Gene Ontology annotation, cellular component: cytosol; cytoplasm. The record is from RefSeq and is a predicted model, not a curated record. Gene Ontology annotation, molecular function: iron-sulfur cluster binding; dihydropyrimidine dehydrogenase (NADP+) activity; NADP binding. The coding region runs from base 160 to 3300 and encodes 1046 amino acids. NCBI's taxonomy places the organism in Eukaryota, Metazoa, Tardigrada, Eutardigrada, Parachela, Macrobiotidae. The transcript is spliced from 23 exons. Gene Ontology annotation, biological process: thymine catabolic process; uracil catabolic process; 'de novo' pyrimidine nucleobase biosynthetic process.